Messenger RNA from Dioscorea cayenensis subsp. rotundata (Guinea yam), 2272 nucleotides. Its product is annotated as COBRA-like protein 10. Bases 320 to 2272 code for a protein of 650 amino acids. Gene Ontology annotation, biological process: cellulose microfibril organization. The record is from RefSeq and is a predicted model, not a curated record. Gene Ontology annotation, cellular component: membrane. The transcript is spliced from 2 exons. Lineage: Eukaryota; Viridiplantae; Streptophyta; Magnoliopsida; Dioscoreales; Dioscoreaceae.
ACCAGGAGGUCACUUGUCCUGCACGUGCUAAGAUGAAAAAGUGGUUACUGACCGUUGCUUCCCAACCACCAAAACGGUUGGGAUCCGUUGGAGGAGAAUUCAGGAGACCAAGUCUCCUCCCAUUCAAAUGCAACACCAUUCAUCAUCCCAAAUGAAACCAUGAAAGUAUUAAAACCAAAAACAUUCACCAAUUCCCACUGGAAUUCCUGAAUUCCCAAAAACAACCAUAUGUAUCAGAAGCCAUUAAUCUUUCUCCUAAACACCACCAUCACCACUUAAAUAAAACAGAACAUAAAGCUAGAGAAGAAGCUCAAUAACAAUGCAACUUAACAGAGUUCUUCUCUUCACCCUCCUGUUAAUCUCCGAUGCCUUCGCACAAGACUACGACGAUGAUGCAGCAUCGCCACCACUUCCGGCCCUCGACAACUGUGACGGUAUCUUCUUGACAUACACAUUCAUCUCAAGAGCCAAAGAGUUCCCACAUGUCAAGAAUGCAUCAGCUCAGGCUUACGCAUUCAAGUCCAUGGCCAAAAUUAUGAACACAAUGAACACUGACCUUAAGGCAUGGAAGAUGUUCAUAGGCUUUCAGCACGAUGAGAUUUUGGUUUCGGUUGACGGUGCAGUGUUGACAGAGGGCAGUGACUUCCCGGCAAAGGUCGGGAAUGGGACUUCCUUGUCGGGGUUCCCUCAAACUGAUCUCCUUAACUCCAUUGAUACUGCCGGUGAUAUCAAUCAGAUUCAGGUGAAGAUUGAUCUAACAGGGACUCAGUUUGGGGUUAAACCACCAGGUGUGCCAUUGCCCAAGACUAUCAAGCUCCAAAACGAUGGAUUCAAGUGCCCCAAUCCCACCCAGAAAGGGAGCAACAUGUAUGUGUGUUGUGUGAAGGAUCCAAAAUUCAAGAAGAAGAAGAAGGAAGAGAAAAACAAGUUCCUACCCAGGCAAUACGGUGAUCUAAACAUAGUCUACGAUGUGCUCCAAGCGUACGAGAACAACUACUUAGCUCAAGUGACAAUAGACAAUGAUAAUCCUCUUGGUCGUCUUGACAACUGGAACAUAACAUGGGAAUGGAUGCGCAACGAGUUCAUCAACACCAUGAGAGGUGCAUACACCUUCAAAAAAGACUCUUCAGACUGCAUCUACGGUGUCCAAGGUCAGUACUACAAAAACCUCGACUUCACUCCAGUCAUGAACUGCGAAAAAAAGCCGGUAAUCACCGACCUCCCACCGGAGAUGGAAAACGAUGACAAACUCGGCAAACUACCAUUUUGCUGCAAAAACGGCACACUUUUACCACCAACCAUGAAUGAAACCAAAUCACACGCCAUAUUCCAACUCCAAGUCUUCAAAAUGCCUCCAGACUUAAACAGAACAGCACUAUUCCCACCUCAACACUGGAAAAUCAACGGCUUUCUUAAUCCACAGUACACAUGCGGACCUCCAAAGAGAGUCAGCCCUUCAACAUUCCCUGACCCAAGUGGCCUCAUGGCGAGCACAUACGCAGUAGCAAGUUGGCAGGUGGUUUGCAACAUAACUAGACCCAAACUCAAAAGCUCACGUUGCUGCGUCUCUUUCUCAGCAUUCUACAACGACUCCAUCGUGCCAUGCAACACAUGCGCGUGUGGUUGUGACGAGGACGCAACAUGCGACACAAACGCUCCGCCAUUGCUCCUCCCUUCCGAAGCUCUCCUCGUCCCGUUCCAGAACCGCACAGCCAAAGCCAAAGCUUGGGCUAAGCUCAAGCACAGAGACAUACCCAAACGUCUACCAUGCGGUGACAACUGCGGCGUUAGCAUUAACUGGCAUGUGUCCUCUGAUUACCGCAAAGGUUGGACAGCAAGGAUCACAAUAUUCAACUGGGCUGAUUACACGUUCAAAGAUUGGUUUACUUCUGUGAGAAUGGACAAGGCUUUUGAUGGAUUUGAGAAAGUUUACUCUUUUAAUGGCACUAAGUUACCGAAGCUUAAGAAUACUGUGUUUUUUCAAGGAUUGAUUGGGUUGAACUAUUUGAUGCCAAUAUCUGAUGGGAAGAAUCCGGAUGUUGAUCCCAGAGUGCCUGGAAAAGUUCAGUCAGUGAUGUCUUUCUCUAAGAAGCAUACACCGGAUAUUGAUGUCAUUCAUGGGGAUGGGUUUCCAACAAGGGUGUAUUUUAAUGGUGAGGAGUGUUCUCUUCCCACUGAGAUGCCUUCUGGAGAUGGACGGAGAUAUAUGGUUAGUGUUUUGUGUCUGGUUUUGAUUGCAGUGAUGGUGGUGUUUGUUUUGAUAGGAAUGUGA